Messenger RNA from Amaranthus tricolor (Joseph's coat), 1671 nucleotides. Its product is annotated as homeobox protein knotted-1-like LET6. The transcript is spliced from 4 exons. Gene Ontology annotation, cellular component: nucleus. Gene Ontology annotation, molecular function: DNA binding; DNA-binding transcription factor activity, RNA polymerase II-specific. Bases 359 to 1504 code for a protein of 381 amino acids. The record is from RefSeq and is a predicted model, not a curated record. Gene Ontology annotation, biological process: regulation of DNA-templated transcription. Lineage: Eukaryota; Viridiplantae; Streptophyta; Magnoliopsida; Caryophyllales; Amaranthaceae.
AUGGGUUUCUCUUUCUUCCUUUUGUUUCUUUAAUUUGUUUUAAAAAGCCUGUGAAAGAAAAAGAAAAGAGGAAGUAUUAUGUACUCAGUACUCCUAGUAGUGUUGCAGAGAAAGAUGACGACAACUAUCACUUAAUAACCCACUGGUUAUUUCUUAGGAUUUUGCUGUUAAAAGCCUGCUUCUUGUGUAAGCUUCAAAUCCGGGAGCUCUCUGCUCUUUCCCUAAACUUAACCCUUUCUUCUUCUUUUUCUUUCAUUCAUUUAACCAUAGACAAAUUGUUGUUUUUACUUCCACCACAAUUAAUGCUUCUUUUUCUCAUCUUUUAAUUUUAAUUUCUUGAGAAAAUUGAAGUUAAAUAAUGGAGGGUGGAGGGAAUAAUAAUAGUAGUAGUAAUAAUAAUAAUAAUAAUAAUAGUAAUAAUAAUAAUAAUAAUAAUAAUAGGAUCACUACUAGUAAUUCUAUGAUGAUGGAAAAUGGGUUAUAUCCUAUGAUUAUGAUUCCUCCUCUUUCGCAUCACCAUCACCAUCAUCAUCAUCAUCAUCAGAAUCAUAACAAUGAUCACAAUACCAUCAAAGCUUGUUGUUGUUCUUCAGCUGCUUAUGAUCAUCAACAUCAUGUGAUGGAAAUGGAGCAUCAAACUCAGAAUCUGAAUAAUAGUAAUGGUGGUGGUGGGAGUAGUAGUAGUACAGCUGGGAAUAUUAAGGCUAAGAUUAUGGCGCAUCCUCAUUACCCUCGCCUUUUAUCUGCUUAUGUUAGUUGUCAAAAGGUUGGUGCGCCGCCAGAAGUGGUGGCAAGAUUGGAGGAGUUGGAAGCAAUAGCAAGAAGUCAAGGCGGCGGAAGAAGCGGCGGAGGGGUGGCAGGUUUUGUAGGAGAAGAUCCAGCUUUGGAUCAAUUUAUGGAAGCUUAUUGUGAAAUGCUUACCAAAUAUGAACAAGAACUAACCAAACCUUUUAAAGAAGCCAUGCUUUUUCUUUCAAGGAUCGAAUGCCAAUUCAAAGCCCUAACUCUUUCCUCUCCUUCAGACUCUCCAUCUUCUGCUUGUGGCGAGCAUCCUGAUAGGAAUGGAUCGUCUGAAGAGGAUAUUGAUGUAAACCAUAACUUUAUUGAUCCAUCAGCGGAAGACAGGGAAUUGAAAGGGCAGCUACUCCGAAAGUAUAGUGGUUAUUUAGGAAGUCUGAGGCAGGAAUUCUUGAAGAAGAGGAAAAAGGGAAAGCUACCUAAGGAAGCUAGGCAACAAUUGCUUGAUUGGUGGAGCAGACACUACAAAUGGCCAUAUCCCUCUGAGUCCCAGAAACUUGCGUUAGCCGAAUCGACAGGAUUGGAUCAAAAACAAAUAAACAAUUGGUUCAUUAACCAGAGAAAAAGGCAUUGGAAGCCUUCAGAAGACAUGCAAUUUGUGGUGAUGGAUGCUGCUGCACAUUCCCAUGCUCAUUCACACUAUGGUUACAUGGAUAAUGUCCUUGGUAAUCCUUUUCCCAUGGAUGUCUCCCCAACCCUUAUGUAAUGCCAUGCAUGCAUGUUGGUCAAGCUAUGAUUUAUAUAUAUAGCCACUCCCUUUUGCACAAUUUAUGGUUUAUGCCAUUGAUGAUACAUAAUUAUUGUACCUAAACUCGAUCGUCGAUCCGAACUUACUAAGAUGAUCAUAUGCCUUAUUAUCUUAUGAUCCCAUGC